AUGGUUCAGAAAGUUUCAGCUAUCACUUCAGUACUAUCGCUGUCGGCAUCGUCAGCGAGCAGUGAUAUCGUCCCGCUGAGUUCUCCCAGAUCACAACCGACACCAUUUUUAACCUUCAAUACUCAUCAAGCACCCGGACAGAAUCUUUUGUCAAUACCUCAGCAGGUUGACUCGCUAUCAUCGAGUAAUUAUGCGAAAGUAGCUGCUUCGGGAGAAGUUUCAGAUCUCACUCGCUCUCCAUCCUCUCAUGUCGCUCGAGUUGCCGAAGUCUCAAAAGGUUCUGGUCCCGGUGACGAAGGUUUGAGGAGAUCAUCAAGAUCGUACACAGACUCAAAAAUCAUCACCGCGUACACCGCAACCGAGCAAAUGAAUCCUAUUUGA
Kwoniella shivajii is the source of this 381-nucleotide messenger RNA. RefSeq lists its product as uncharacterized. The coding region runs from base 1 to 381 and encodes 126 amino acids. The record is from RefSeq and is a predicted model, not a curated record. The transcript has a single exon. Lineage: Eukaryota; Fungi; Basidiomycota; Tremellomycetes; Tremellales; Cryptococcaceae.